Messenger RNA from Peromyscus leucopus (white-footed mouse), 1351 nucleotides. RefSeq names its product maturin, neural progenitor differentiation regulator homolog (gene Mturn). The coding region runs from base 71 to 466 and encodes 131 amino acids. Gene Ontology annotation, cellular component: cytoplasm. NCBI's taxonomy places the organism in Eukaryota, Metazoa, Chordata, Mammalia, Rodentia, Cricetidae. Gene Ontology annotation, biological process: positive regulation of megakaryocyte differentiation; regulation of signaling. The record is from RefSeq and is a predicted model, not a curated record. The transcript is spliced from 3 exons.
GGAGGCGGAGCGGGCGGUGUAAACAGACCCGGGAGCCGCGAGCCCCGGAGGAGGCGCGGGCGGCGCCGCCAUGGACUUCCAGAAGCUGGCAGAUGUCGCGGAGAAGUGGUGUUCCUGCACGCCCUUCGAGCUCAUCGCCGCCGAGGAGACCGAGCGCAGGAUGGACUUCUAUGCCGACCCGGGCGUAUCCUUCUACGUGCUGUGUCCCGACAACGGCUGCGGCGACAGUUUUCACGUGUGGAGCGAGAGUGAGGACUGCCUGCCCUUCUUGCAGCUGGCACAGGAUUACAUCUCUUCCUGCGGCAAGAAGACGCUCCAUGAAGUCUUGGAAAAAGUCUUCAAGUCCUUCAGACCUCUGCUGGGGCUUCCAGAUGCAGAAGACGAAACAUUUGAAGAGUACAAUGCAGAUGUGGAGGAAGAGGAGCCAGAGGCAGACCACCCACAAAUGGGGGUCAGUCAGCAAUAAACUCCUAGGUCACCUUCUGGAAGGGGAGUAAGCGCUGUGCUGCCAGUGGGGUCCUGGGAUCCUGGGGUAGCCUUUUGUAUUAGCUCUUCAAAACAGGACACCUGGCUCCUGACAUCCAAGUGAAAAUGAAAUACCUUUUACAUGACCACACAAUAUCUGUGAUGCGCUUCACUCAGAAGUGAUCAGAAUUUCUGCCCCGCCUUGGCGGGGUUUCUAUGGAGAUGUCUCAGUAGCCUCUGCCGCUUUGAAGUUAGAGUCCAUGUUGUGGCUGCCCGUUCCCUCUUGAGUUUAUGUUGGAGAAUUAACGUUUGCUGAUUGGAAUGUAGAGAACGCUGAAUGUAUUAAGGAUGUGUUUUGAGUCCUCACAGGUGACCUUGCUGAGGAAAAGCAUGACAGAGGAGAAAUGCAGCCUGUACUUUUUAUGUACCUUUUAAGUGUCCGUAAGUGAAAGGUUUUGCUUAGAAAGCAUGAGUUCUAAUACCUAGUCGUGAACUUCACAAGUGCACAUGCAGAGGGUGAGGGUGGCUGAGGCUCCUUGCAGAGGUUCGCCACUGCUGAAUGGGUCACCUGGGUAUGUAGCAGUCAGCCGCUGGUUAGUGUAGAUGUUUCGUGGUUGUUCGAUCGUAUUCAAACAUGCUAAUUCCAAAGCCACUUUUAAAUUCUAAUAGUGGAAAGUAUAGAUGGGGUAAAAGAUAUAAAUUAUUGAUUCCUUGAAGCUGUUUAUAAACCUGCAUAUGAAAUGAAACCUUUACCGUCUCUCUUUAUGGUGAGACGAGAAGACAACUUGUUAAAUCACGAAGACAACCAGAAUCCGAGUAAGUGCCCCUUAAGCUUUGAAGCCAUAGAGUAAAUCUAAUAGGAAAAUAAACCAGGAUAAAAAAAAAA